AUGUCGUACUACGGCAACCGCGGCUUCAACUGCAACAAUGGUGUCGGUGUCUCCAUCUUCGUGAUCAUCUGUGUGAUUCUGAUCGGAAUGUGCAUUGCCAAGCGCCGCAGCCGUCCGUUCACUCCUAUGAUCCGCCCGGGUAUGGGUGGUGGCCAGUACAUGGGCCCGCCGCCGCAGCAGCCGCCUGCUCCUGGCUAUGGCGGCGGUAUGGACCAGCCGUACCACACCGGCCCUCCGCAGGGUGGCUACCAGCCGCCGCCCGGGCCCCCGCCGUCGGGUGGCUACCAGCCGCCUUCGGGUCCUCCGCCGUCGGGCGGCUACCAGCCCCCGUCGGGCGCACCGCCCACCGACGGAAAAUUCCAGCCGCCUUCAGGUCCUCCCCCGGCGAGCUACCAACCCAGCAAGUAA
This is a messenger RNA of Malassezia japonica, 408 nucleotides long. RefSeq lists its product as uncharacterized. The record is from RefSeq and is a predicted model, not a curated record. Bases 1 to 408 code for a protein of 135 amino acids. The transcript is spliced from 3 exons. Lineage: Eukaryota; Fungi; Basidiomycota; Malasseziomycetes; Malasseziales; Malasseziaceae.